Molecule: messenger RNA, 1716 nt
Organism: Penicillium macrosclerotiorum
Lineage: Eukaryota; Fungi; Ascomycota; Eurotiomycetes; Eurotiales; Aspergillaceae
Product: homeobox domain-containing protein
Exons: 3
Coding region: 1-1716 (571 amino acids)
Biological process (GO): cell differentiation; regulation of transcription by RNA polymerase II
Molecular function (GO): DNA-binding transcription factor activity, RNA polymerase II-specific; RNA polymerase II cis-regulatory region sequence-specific DNA binding
Source: RefSeq, a predicted model, not a curated record
AUGUCCGACCCGGAGCCUUCGGCGACCUUGUCCUCGCCGUCCCUCCCGGCCACUGACUCCAAUGCCUUGACAUAUGCCUUUCUGGUACACUCCCAGAAAACUCUGACUCAAAAUCUGCCGCCUCGCGUCGAUAAUAAGCUGCUGGCUCGCCAAAAGCGGCGUCGGACAAGCCCGGAGGAUCAUGCCAUUUUAGAGGCCGAGUACCAGGUCAACACCAAGCCGGACAAGCUCGCGCGGGCGAAUAUCGUAAAUCGCGUCUCGCUCGGCGAGAAAGAGGUGCAGAUCUGGUUCCAAAAUCGCCGCCAGAACGACCGACGGAAAUCUAAGCCUCUGCAGCCGCAUGAGCUGCUCGCGCCCCGAUCGAGCAUGUCCGACUCUUCGGGCCACCCGACCAGCGACGAUCACGCGUCUGCAGAACCAGGGUCUUCGAGUGGGGCGGAGCAGUCAGAAGUUCAGGAUCGGUUGGGGGAAACCAGGCCAAAGUCGUGGGGUGGCGAGCUGCUUCACCUAUCUGACGAGUCCGAUCCGGCGAUGAAGGAAAAAGAGGAGUAUGAGCCACCGCUGCCCAGCACGCAGACCAGUGUCGCCACAGAGACUAUGGAGGAUACCCCGCCCACCACCCAGGAAGAGUUCCACGCAGCGGAGUCAGAGCAAAGCCGAACUGAUGCAGUGGAAGAGGGCUCGUCGCUGCAGGUAUCGAAGAGAAAAUGCUCGGUGUCGGACCUUCGAGGCGAGACAACCCAAGAGGAUCACACGCCAAACAUCCACACAACACCGGUCAAAUCUCCACCCUCCCUGCGCUUGUCGUUCUCGUUUGAUGGAGAGGCGAUGGUCCGAAAGGAAGAUGAGAUGACCCCGUCACCGCCCAAGGGCCGCAACGCGUUGCGGAUUGCCAUGUCGUCGGAUGGGAAGGCAGUAAUCCGGGCCGAGAACGAGCCGUCGCCGUCCAAAAACAGAGUCGCCAUGUUUUCAGUUCGCAGGCCGAAGAUAACAGGUCUGCGCCGCAGCAGCAGCGCCAUCUUCCCAGUCACGCCGCGGGCUGGCACGGCCGAGAACGACCGGGCCUUUGGUCGCUCUCGUGACCCUCGCAACUGGGAAUCCUUCUUUGACACUGAUGCACGCAGUGCUCUCUCCACUCCCACGUCGUCUCAGACCGCCCCCAACGUUUCCCCGGGCCUCUUCCAAUCCCGUAGUCAACGAUCCCUCACUCGCAGUGCAUCGCAACGGCAGAGCUUACUGGCCGACGCAAGCCGCACUCCAAUCUCGCAGUCGAUGGGAGAGAAGAGACGCAAACUCUCUCGCACAGUCUCCUCAUUGGGCAGGUUGGAGACCGACCGGAACCGAUCUACCGCAUAUCUGUCUAAACUGUCGAAGUCGAUGACCUCCAAGUCGAACAAAUAUGACUUGGAGCUGGACGCCGGGGACUCCGACAAAGAGAACUGGAUCCCAGGCACUCGGUCGACCCAGGUUCGUCGCCGUACCACCUCGCACGCUCCUCGGCCUGUUUUGCGCGACGCCAAUCGCAACCGCGGUCUGAGCCUCACGUCGGGUAGCAAACGCAAUCGUCACUAUCAAUCCGGGACACCAGGCAAGGCACCGCCUGGUCUGAGUGCUGAAGUGUCAGCCUUCAUGUCCGGUGAUGCGAGUGGAAGCCAGGAAGAUGAUCUGGACUGUGUCCAGGGUCUCUUGUCCCUGAGUCAAGGGGCUUGGCGAUAA